Tachysurus fulvidraco (yellow catfish) is the source of this 1743-nucleotide messenger RNA. Its product is annotated as coagulation factor X. Gene Ontology annotation, molecular function: calcium ion binding; serine-type endopeptidase activity. Gene Ontology annotation, biological process: proteolysis; blood coagulation. Lineage: Eukaryota; Metazoa; Chordata; Actinopteri; Siluriformes; Bagridae. The coding region runs from base 153 to 1631 and encodes 492 amino acids. The record is from RefSeq and is a predicted model, not a curated record. The transcript is spliced from 9 exons. Gene Ontology annotation, cellular component: extracellular region.
CCGUGUGUGAAAAUGUAAAUAUUCACCUGUCUAAAGGUCAUGCAGUGAUCACAGAGUAAAUAGACGGAUUUAAAGUCACCCGGCUGCUGAACCGUGAACCGAGCAGGAAAAAAAAAACAUUCUCACAUGUGAUCGUGACACAAAGAGUCCAGAUGUCUGAGUCGUCGAUCUGGUGUUUGGUGAUUCUUUUAUUCACUACGUACACAAUCGGCCUUCAGUCAGCAGUGUUUCUGAAUCACAGGGAUGCUACACGGAUCCUGAGGCACCGCCGAGCCAACUACUUUCUGGAGGAAGUGAAGCCUGGAGAUUUGGAGCGCGAGUGUUACGAGGAGAUUUGCUCGAGAGAGGAAGCUGCAGAAAUCUUUCAGAGCACAGAGAAAACAACAGAGUUUUGGUAUCGAUACCAACGUCAGAGUAAGUGUCAUGAAAACGUGUGUUUUAACGGAGGGGUUUGCAGUGUAAACGAAGGACUUCACACGUGUGUGUGUCCACCACGUUACACGGGGACACACUGUGAGACAGAGCUGUUUGAGUGCGAGUACAAGAACGGAGGGUGUUUACACUACUGCAAGGACGCACAACCGGUGGGCUCCAGCGUCACCUGCAGCUGUGCUGAUGGAUAUAACCUCGAGGAGGACGGAAAAACCUGCCAAGUGUCGGCACGAUACCCAUGUGGAAAACAAUGGACUCAGGGCUUUCUACUGCGCUCCUUACUGGAUGAUCUAAACCACACCCACACAGCAGAAAACCACACCCACUACCCCAAAAACAACAGUCAGUACACAUCAAACCACACCCACUCUCCAGAGAGCACCACCCAGGCGCUGUACAACGUAUCCACAUCCGAUGACUCGGAUAAACGUAUCGUCGGUGGCAUGCUGCAGCGUCAGGGUGGAAGUCCGUGGCAGGCUCUGCUACGCAAUAAAGAUGAGAAUGGUUUCUGUGGAGGAACGUUGAUCAACCAGAGGUGGGUCGUUACAGCGGCUCAUUGUCUCCAGGAAACACCUGACCAUGUGACCCUCGGAGACUUUGAUAAAUUCCGUCCCGAUGCGGGAGAGCAGAAGAUCAAGGUGGAGAAGGUUGUUGUUCAUCCUCAUUUCCACGAGUACACGUUUGACAGCGACGUGGCUUUGCUGUACCUGGCCGAGCCCGUCGUGUUCAGUUCAGUCGUCUCCCCCGUCUGCCUUCCCAACACUCACCUGGCCAAACGUCUGGAGCGACCCGGGGAGAACGGCCUAGUGAGCGGCUGGGGUGCGACUCAUUUCCUCGGCCGCUCUUCUCGUUUCCUCAUGAAAGUGUCGCUUCCUGUAGUGGACCAGAAGGAGUGCAUGGAUUCCACGGAUCAGGUGAUCACCGAUAACAUGUUCUGCGCCGGGUUUCUGCGUGCGGAGAAAGACGCGUGUAGCGGUGACAGCGGUGGACCGUUCGUGGUGAACUACAGGGGGACGUGGUUCCUGACUGGAGUGGUGAGCUGGGGUGAGCAGUGUGCUGCAGACGGGAAAUACGGCGUGUACACGAGAAUCAGAAACUUCCUGCACUGGAUAGAAGACGAGAUGAAGAAACUGGAAGAGACAAUCAGCAAGAACGCCAAACAAUCCAACACCUCUUCGACCCUGCACUCUGAUUCAUAACCUAACCCUAAUCUCGGAUGUCUUUAAUAAACACGUCGGAGCUUUUUUCUGCUUCGUGCAAACAAUAUGUGGUAAAAAUAUUAUAUUAUAAUAAAAUAGGAGCCUAAACGUG